AGUACAUAGUCCCUGGGAUACUUGGCUUUGUAGCUGCUUUUGUCCAGAAGAAAUGUAUGUAUAUUAUAGCCUUGGUUUUCGGCAUUCUGUUUUUGACUGCAAUGGCGAUUGUAAGUUUGCUCCUUGGAAUUAUAAUACCUACUUUGAUAUUUGCCAACAGCAGAUAUAAAUUAAACUGCAGCUUGAUUGAUUUGAACGACCAGACUUGUGAGAACUUCCAAGAACUCCGCAAACACUUCAUCGCCAUGUGCGUGAUGGUCGUCCUUACCUGGAUGGUUCUGUUAGUCGUCUUUAUAUUAUGCUGCUAUUACACCUGUUGUUCUAAGAGCACGACUUCACCUGGCGUUGUCGUCCAGUCAGGACCCCAGACGAAUAUUUCUGUCAGUCAAGUUUCACAGCAACAAAAUUCUCAGGCAUAUCUCGCCCCAGUGAACACAGUACCAGCAUAUGGCGGCCCACAGUAUGGGCAAAAUGUAUACGGCUCUCCACAUUAUGGGCAAAAUGGCUACAUCCCUUCAGAUGGACCAAACGGUUAUGUCACCCAUGAACUACCUAAUGGGCAAAUCUGGUUCCCUGUUGAACAAAAAGGGUUCCUAUAGCGGCCAAACCCAAACGCCCCACUUGAGCAUGUUACACCACUCGUGGUGUUUUGCCUACUUCAACACUUCAAGAUGUAACUAAACAAAAUUUUAUUUCAUACCGGUGGGAGAAAGAGAUUGAGAAAUUA
This is a messenger RNA of Physella acuta, 727 nucleotides long. RefSeq lists its product as uncharacterized. The record is from RefSeq and is a predicted model, not a curated record. NCBI's taxonomy places the organism in Eukaryota, Metazoa, Mollusca, Gastropoda, Physidae.